Molecule: messenger RNA, 2295 nt
Organism: Esox lucius (northern pike)
Lineage: Eukaryota; Metazoa; Chordata; Actinopteri; Esociformes; Esocidae
Product: neurogenic differentiation factor 4
Exons: 2
Coding region: 260-1276 (338 amino acids)
Molecular function (GO): protein dimerization activity
Source: RefSeq, a predicted model, not a curated record
UUGCCGGUCGGAGGCUAAAACCCCGGGCCACCGCCGGGUGACCCGCAGAGAGGAUUCACUCCUGGAUGGAACACUGAAGGGACGCCGCGGAGAAAGUUCAAAAUUGUUUGCUUGAUGCUCUUGAUGAGAAGAAGGAUUUAGCCUACUCCAUCCAGAAAGGUGAGAAAAUAAAAACGUACAGGCUACGCCUGCUCAACAGCCAAGAAGUAGGCCGAGUCGCAGGAGGUCCUUGGAGCAUAAUUACGAACAUCAGGACACAAUGAUGGCCAAGUCAUACGGGAGGCCCGGCGAGGGAGCCGGGAUGGUCAGCUCCCUGGAGUGGAUGGAGGAGGACCUGAGCUCCCCGGAUGGAGAUGAGCCAAUAAGGCACCACUACAGGGCAGGUGGAUCGGGUCACCUGGGCAGGGAGCUGGGCAGUGAGGACAUGGAGGAGGAUGAGGAGGAGGGCCAAGGGGACGGGAACACUCCCAAACGCAGAGGGCCCAAGAGGAAGCGCAUGACUAAGGCCCGACAGGAACGCUUUAAGGCGCGACGUGUAAAGGCUAAUGCCCGGGAGCGCUCGAGAAUGCACGGGCUGAAUGAUGCGCUGGAAAACCUGCGCAGCAUAAUGCCCUGCCACUCCAAGACUCAGAAACUGUCCAAGAUUGAGACCCUACGACUGGCCCGCAACUACAUCUGUGCCCUCUCUGAAGCCCUGGAGGGAGGCCAGUCCACGGAGAGCAGGACCUUCUUGGAGACGCUGUGUAAAGGCCUCUCCCAGCCCACUAGCAACCUGGUGGCGGGCUGUCUUCAGCUGGGGCCUGGCGGGCCGGUUGAGGAGAGGGCAGAGGACAGGCACGGGAGGAGAGGAGGGCCCACCGUCAUUGGAGGGAUCGGGAUGCCCGUUGGACCAAUCAGCUACUCCUCCCCUGGCCUACCCAGCCCGCCCUAUGGCACACUUGACUCCGCCCACCUGCUCCACAUGAGGGGGGUGAAGGGAGGGGUUUACGAGAGCCACUCCCCAAACAACUGUAACGGUGGGGUGGGCACCCCUCCCUACGACGGCCCACCUACACCCCCGCUAAGCAUUGGCAGUAACCUGGUGCCCAAGCAGGAGUCCUCCCCCCACUACCUCCCCCCUCACCACUACCCACCCUCCUCCAUGGCCCUGACAGGCCCUCAGGGACAGGUCCUGUACCAGAGUACCCGCUACGAGGUGCCUCUCGAGAUGCCCUAUGACUCGUACCACCCUCCUAACAUGGCACCUCCACAGAUGGGUACAGUCUAUGGGGAUUAAUGGGCACAACAUGUUGACCAAUGACUGUGUUGGCUGUUUGGAUGAAUCCAACCUAAUGAGUUUUCUAAUCAGCGGGGUGGUUUCUGAGUGAAAAAAUGGAAAGUGGGCAGAUGUUUACAUUAGUGUAUAUGUUAGCGUUGAACACUGUCAAAUCCCACGCAUAGACUUAAACCACUUCUCUACUGUUGCUGUAGCUAAUAAGUGAAUUAAGCUAAAAUGCACCAUACUACUUGACUGUGGGUUGGUUCACAAGAGUUUCACUAGAGGAAGAGGUCCUGUAGGUGGUAAGGGCUGCUGUAAAGACCUCAGCUUGACGACAGACCACAUUAUGAGCACUUCUGACCAGCACUCAGAAUAUAAAACAUUCACAUGUAUGCAUAAUCCAUGUAUUUAUUUUCUUAUUUAAUAUUUAUAUGAACUGCUGUAAGUACUGCUUUCGGUAUGCUGUUACUGCUGUUAGUACUGCUGUUACUGCUGUUAGUACUGCUGGUACUACUGCUGUUAUUGCUGUUAGUACUGCGGUUACUGCUGUUUUUACACAUGUUUUGUCUUGGCCAUCUCUGUUUGUUCUUUCCUUGUGACAUUGUUGAGUGGGUUUUCUCUUUUCUCUGUCCAUUUCUCUUUUGAUGUCUGUUGUAUCCUGUUUUGCACUUAGAAGGUGUUCUACUAUAAUAUUACUACAGUAUCUUAAAAGGUAAUCUAAUAAUCUUAUAUAAAAAUAAUACUAAUGUACCUGAUGUCCAGGAAGGAAUCUGUUCAUGUCAAAGCUGUCUACAGUUGUAAUGAAUAGAUCAAAUGUCAAUUACAUAAUCUGAACAGAGUUUAACUAGGUGUCAUUUAUUCUAGAUACAGAAUCAUUGGAAAUGAAUCAACUAAAAUGAUUAAUUGACAUUCCUUAACACAAUACAAAGCAUAUAUUUUCUAUCAUCUUCUGACACUUUCUCAAUUGCCAAAUAUAUAUAUAUGAAAAUAUGAAAAAUUAAAAUGUUCUCUCAGAUGAAAACUUAUGGAUUGUCUUU